AUAGCUACGCAAGACGCUUGGAGUUUUAAUAAUCGUGCGCUUGAAAUGUAGAUCGUAAAACGUUCAUUUCUGAGUUGAUUUGACGUAACAUCUCUUCACUUUUUGAAACUUUACAUUGUAAGACAAAAACUCACUUCUUUAUCCCCCUUAAAACGGGGAUAACUUUGUAAAAACAACUUUCGGAAAAAAAGUUACGAUUCAACCGGAAGUUGUAGCGUAGUGUUUCAUUCAACAUACUAUGGGAGUAAAUAAGUAAAUAAUAUGUAGGAGCAAUAAAAUGACUAUUAAGGCGUGUAAUUGAAUGAGAAAAGUUAGGUUUCUAAUUCUUUUGGUAUUAUAAAUACAGGCAAACAUGCCGACUGCAGUGUCACUGUCACAAAUGGUGGAUUUGUCCCUCGGGACACCAGAGAUCGGGUCUGUCAAUUUCAAUGUGAUGCACACGUUACUUCAUGCCAUCAUUAAAAAGUUAAGUAUUGGUGACCAUAGAGCAGAGAUCAAUGAACAUGACAGGGAUUUUUUGGCAACAUCAAAAAUUCGUGCAAGAUCCACACUCAGUGAUGCUGACAGUGGGCGCGGAGAAGAUUCAGAGGAUGCUACAAGUGAAAAAUCUGGUGUUCCUCCGUUUCGUCCAUCACCAUACCACAGGAUGGAGUUAAAAGUUGAGAAACUAGCGCAACAGUUGGAAGAGUUAAAUCAGCUUCCAUCUAACAGUGAAUUAUUCGAUCGUACCACAAAAUCAAAAAGUGAAAGUGCUACUGACAGGCCUGUAGCAGAUAUGUGGCAAUAUAUGCAACUUAAAAAAAGAGUUGAUGCAAAUGAAGAAGGUGUAGGAAAGUUAUUUUCAUUGAUAGAAGAUAUGAUGAAAGAAAUGAAAGACCUUAAAGAUGCAAAUAAACUUCUUCAAGACCAACUUAAAGGAUUAAACCUGAAUGAUUUAAAGAAGAGAUUGGCAGAUUUGGAAAAUAUAACGAAAGAGCUCAAUGAAAAAUUUAGCCAACUUCCAUCAGCUGAAGAAUUUAGUACGUAUGUAACUUGGCCAGCAUUAGAAGAUGCUCUGAAGGGAAUACGGGACGAUUUAACUCCACAAGAGAGAGUUGUCAUCGAAAUGUCUAGUCAAACAGAACCUGCAAAACGGUCACAUAGGAUGAGGGCUUCACGGCCAGGGUCGUCACGACCAGUAUCAAGGGUGAGCACACCAGGUCCUUCAGAACAACUGCUUGACGUCCUGGAAAGGCUUGGAAAACUGGACAGUGACCAUGUAGCCCUGAAGAAGAGAGUAGAUGAUCUAGAGGAAGAAAUGAAGAACAAGUUAGACAAGUCUGCUAUUGAAGGAUUAGGAAUACCAGCUGAGAUGCUAGAACAGAUAGGUAAACUGAAAGAGGAACUGGAUGCUCUCGCUGCUCUGAGAGAAAAGCCUUCAGUCAGUGACAAAGAGAGAAAGAAAUACAUUGACAGAGAGAAAAAGAACGACAUUGACAGAGAGAAAAAGAAAGACAUUGACAGAGAGAAAAGGAAAGACAUUAAUAAAGAGAGAAAGAACAUUACCAAAGAGAGAAAGAAAGACAGUGAAUUAAAUGACCAGCCUUCAGUCAGUGACAAAGAGAGAAAGACAGACAGUGAUGAAGAGAGAAAGAUAGACAGUGAUGAAGAGAGAAAGAUAGACAGUGAUGAAGAGAGAAAGAUAGACAGUGACAAAGAGAACAAAAAAGAAAGUGCAAUCUCAUUUUUGGGUUCAGUUGUUACAGUGUUAUCCAAGGUUCGUAGCAAGAAUGAGAAACAAGCAGCCUCUUCAACUGACACGGAUACUUUAACUGAGUCUUCGGAUGAUGAACAACUUUUUGCAGCAUUUGGUGGCCACAGCAUGUCAAAUAUUGCUCUGUCUGCUCUUCAGCAAAGAUUAACAAUUUUGGAAGAUCGGUUUAAAUUGUUCCAAGAGAACUUACUGGAUGACAGUGCAUACCAGACUGAUGUAGCUGAUCUCACUGGCUGGUUAGCUGAGAUGGAGAACAGGAUUGCUGGAAACACUGAAGAUAUAACUGCAGCAAAUGAAAGUGAUGUAGACAGCGGGAAAGGCAAAUCAGAAAAGCCAGAUGAAAAACCUGCUGAAAAAGAAACAAAACCAGUAGUGGAGAAACCAAAGAAGACCAAAGAGGAUGCUGUUGUGGAAAGACUAGAAGAAGAAGCAGAGCUUAAGCAUGAAAUUGAAGAAAUCUUCUGUGAUGCGACAGUGGUAGAAGUCUCCUCACAGGUGAUGUUGUCAGCACCAGAGCUACAGGCAACCAAUGAGAAACUGAAGAAUCUUGCUUUCACUUUGAAUGAACAGCUGCAUGGACUGAGGGACAAGGUUUUCCUGGUGGAUCAUGAGCUAAAGAGAAUGGCUAAAGGGGUUGAAUUUGCUCUUAUGAGGUCUAAGGUAGCAGGGGCUAAUGAAAUGGAUAGCGAUGCCUUGACACGCGCCCAGCAGGCAAUCUUACAACUGCAAGCCGAAGUGGAGAAGUUGCAUCAUACAACUUCUGACAUCAUUGAAGAGAACAAACAAAGGACCAAACAGAUACAGGACACCUUGAAAUACUGUGAUAAACUCCAGGAAGAGAAGGCAGACAAGGACUAUGUACAGAUGGAAGUUGAUGUGAAAGCAGACAAGAAGGCUCUGGAGACGAAGGUGAAUCAUAAAUUGUUUGACAAGACAACAGAGGAAAUAAACAACAUGAUAAAGGAGAUACUAGAUAAACUAACAGGACAUGAUGAAGAUUGGAAGAAGGCAUACAGCAAACUUACAGAAGACAUUGAUGGAAAGCUGGACCGUCUCGAGUUGGAUCCACUGAAGGAAUGGUUAGAGGCUAGACUGAAAGCUCUCAAUGAUAAACUCAAGAAAUACCAGACAAACACGGAGUUCUCAGAGGAUGAUGCUGCAGGAAUUAGGAAACAACUGAUCCAGAGGUUCCACUGUAUAUCAUGUGAUAGACCAGUAGAUAUGCUUCCAACUGGGCCAGUGCCUUCCCUGCCUUCUCAGAUGGGUUUGAACCCAACCAAGUCUCCAAGACCCUACACCACUUUCGAGCUGGACCAGAUUAGACAACAUGCAAAGAGUUACAAUGGGGGUAAAAAUCUGCUGAACUUUGAGCGGGCCCUUGCCGAGAGACAGCUAGCCGCACUGAAAAAGUCCGAUCUUAGAGCUUUUCUUGUUCAUUUUAAACAAGAAUUACCAUCCGUUGCACAGUACUCACAUAAUUUUACCAACACUGAGGUCGCAGAUUACUAUGCAACACCAAGACCGUGUGGUGGGAGUCACACACUGACCUACCCACACAAGAGGAACACAAAGCUCACACACCUUAGCCAUUUGUUCCGUGAAGAUGAAGCGAUUAUCAUCCCAGCAACAAAGGAAGAGGUAGAUAUCCAGGGAGCUGAUGGCCAUAUUUACCGUGGACGUCACGAUCAAAGACCUACACAAAAACUUGAGGCUAGGUUUCCAACAACUCUAGGACAGAAUAACAAUAAUAUGGGAAUGAAUGUAAGGUCUACAAGUCCACAUCCUCCACAAUAUAGACCUAAAGCUCCACAGUCUCCUUUGGUUACGCAGCAACGAGCACGUCCUGUGUCUGCCAGGACACCACCAUCACCUCGACCUUCAUCUGCUGGUCAAGGUCAGCAACAAGGGUCAAGGCCAAUGUCUGCUAAAAUUGUCAAGACUCGGGAGCAGACUGCUCGAGAAGCAUUUGUUGAGUCAUCACAGGGGCAACAGGAAGCUGUGGAACCAGUACAGGAACAAAGCAUCCAGUUAGAAAUGCCGUCUGCUGAUCCUGUUGGAAAUUGAAUUGAUGACUUUCUUGACAUAGCAAUGACUUAGCAAUAUAGAAUUUACAAAAAAUAUUUUAUUAUAUUAUAGGACAUGUGAUUUUUUAGAAUGUUUUCUGCAAGUUAAAACCCUCUGUAGGAAUUUUACAACUGUAUAAAUUGCAUAAAGUAUUUUGCUUAAUAGAAGUAUUGGAAUAGCUCAGUUUAUGAGAAAGGCAUUGGAUUUUGAAUUUUAUUUAUAUAAGGCUUGUUAACUAGAAUAUUUACAAUUGUACCUCCAGUAUUAUUUAUGUGCCUUGUGAUAACCUUUUUAGAUUGUCUCUAAAAUUUAUGUACAGCUCUGUUGUUACUUCUUUAUUUGUAAAUAAAACCUUCUUUGUUUAACCACAAUUAUUGUUGUUGCAAGCAUAUUUCUGUGAUUUGUUGAGUUAUUGCACCUUUUAAAGUCAGUUUUUAGUCGGUCUUUGCUUUACUAUGUGUUCCUUGAGUAGUGCACAGUUUGUAUGGUUGCUUCUUUAUACGUAUUACUGCAAAUAUUAUGUUUGUUCAUUUAAGAUAUAUACCUUGUAUUAAUAUAACUAUUUUGUUAUCUAAGUAUCAAAAUUAUAUGCUUAUAGAUAGAAUACAGGUAUCUUUUUGAAUGCAUGAAAAUUAUAAAAAAAAAUCAACAUACUUGAUUAUUUAUGUGCUGUCAUUCUAUUUAUAGAAAUCAGUUUUACAUUAUUAUUUUAGGCAUACUCAUGCAGGAAGUGGUAGUUUAUUACAUUGAAUCAAAAAAAAAAAUAUAGAAAAAACUACACUAUUAACGCCUUUUUGGUAUAUUUUUCAUUAAUUUUAGCUAUAAUUAUAAUAGCUAUAAACUACUAACAACUUUGAAACUAAAAUAGUGUUACAUCGUUGAUAUAAAUUUGUUUCAUUAAAAUUUUGUUAUGACCUUAUUUUCCUUCUCUUUGUGUUUAACUUUUCUGUGUAUCAUUACAAGUAGAUAUCUGUUCCAGUGUCCUGUAGACCUUAUUUUUUCCAAAUGUUUAUAUAUAUACUCGUCCUUGUGCAACCUACAUUUGACAUCAGUUCAAGAUGGCAUUCUGUGAACAAGUUAGUGAUAGUCAACGUCUGUGCCGUAAUUGUUAUUUCAAAAUAAAAGUACGUAAUGAUUUGAAUUAAGGGGUGAGUGAUUGUUUAGAGGUCAUUGACUGUGAAUCAAGUGCCUCUCACCUCUUUGUGUUUCGAAAGCUUACUUGGAUUGUAGACUUUUUUCGUGUUAAGAAGCUUAAUUGACAGCUUACAGAAGAAAGAUGGUUCUAUCCGUGGGGGAGAGGGGGCACCUAAGCCUGGAAUAAUGUCGGGAACAGCACCUUUGGUCUGCCUCCAGCAAUUAAAGCUGGAAAUUCACUAAUAUGAGCAAGAACCUGGUAUAAUAUGGUUUUCUAGUGAUGUGAUAGUUUUCGGUUUGAUAUAGAUACAGCAUACAUAUUCCAUUUUAGAAUACAUUAGUACCAGUUAGUUUAUCUAUUACAAAUUUUUAUCAGAAAUAAAUUUCUCAUUUUGAGAUUUUCUUUUUAAAAAUGAAAUAAAAAGUUAUAUAAAGACAGCAAGCAAGUAGUCUGUGUACGUAAUGUCAGCAGUACUGGUAGAUAUUGAGUUCACUUGUUCACAAAUUGACAUCUUGACUGUCUUUCAUUCAAGUGCAAUCUUUAACAUGUCUGUUGGUCUCGUUUGUUUCAAGAUGUUUCUUACAAAAGCCAGUAGGCGUAUAACUGUACAGAGUAUUUCUGUACACAUUUCUGAAUGUUUCAGUAAUUUAUGUGAGACAUGAUAUCUAAAUAGGACACCUGGUUUGAAAGUUUUGAAACUUUUAUUUUCCAGAUUAAUGAUAUUUGAUAUUUCCUGUUUCAGAAAAUAUUUGGUUUUAUGUGAUUUUUGUGAAUUUCAACUCUUUUUACGCAAUCUUUUAAAAAAAACCUUUAUUGAGAAAGAUAUUUUUGUGUAUAAACACAAAAUUAAUGUAAUGUCCUUUUUGGGAAUACAGAGCACUUAUUAUUAUAUUAGCAGUCUCUAAAUGAAAUAAUUUGCUUAUAAAAGAAAAUGUGUUAAGCGAGUUUUAACAUUGAUGUUUUUUGUUGUUUUAUAUUUAAAGGGUGUAAUGGGCUCAAUUUAAACAACCUUUACCUCUGUGAGUAAAAAAUUAAAGUGAAAGUUACUUGUUUUUUUUUUUGCAAAAGUAUAUUUGCUGUAAAUGUCUCAUCUUGAAUAGCGUACAUGAGAACAGAAAGUUAGAAUAAUUUCUUUUAAACCUUUUCUUUUUUUUUGAUGUAAAUUUCAUAAUUUACAAUGUUGCUAAGUCUUGUUUUCUGUCAUGUUUAGUAAUUAAAUUGCCUUAUUGUGUGCUUCCGUCCCUUUUGUUAUUUAUAUACAAAUGUCCCAUAAUAAUAUUAUGUCAAUGACUUCCAUUUAAAAUGCCGAAAGGUUACAGGAGAAGUAAAUAAAUAAAUAUAAAUGAUGCAAAAAAAUUGAAGUAAAAACCACAUUUUUGUCACAAGAUUUACUUACGAAAGAUGUUGAAAUUUCAGGGGUUUUGUUAUGAAGUUCAGUUUAAUACCUGCUUUUUUACCCUUUUAAGUUAUGUAGGUUUGGCACUUUGAAUGGAGACCAUUAAUAAGAACUAUGAUUAAUACACAUAAGCAUGUUUUUCUUAUACUUAAACUUCUUUGAUCUUUACAAAGAAAGAAAGGAGCUAACAGCAUGAUAUUUACUUCCUGCUUAAGUAUAGAAUAUAUCUAUUGAUAUCUUAUAAUCAAAAAUCUUUGCUGAUAUUAUUUUUCUGCUUUCAUGCUAAACAAUGAAAGAAUGAUUCUGAAUUAGUUACCUUUGCUUGUGAAAAGUCAUGUCAAAAUGGACUGCCUUGUAGAACGGCAAACAGUUUAAAAAAGAAAACCUGUUUUAUUGUUAGCUUAAGAUAUCUGUAUGUUUGAAAUGUUAACACUAUUUGUAAUUGUUAAUAUUUAUAAAAAAACACAUCUCUGCUUGCAAAAUUGAUAUUGCCUUAGAAGUAUCUUUAGUAUGCUCAAACUUCCAGUGUGCUCUAUUGUAUCCCAUCUUAAUAUAGGAACUAUUUUAUUACAAUGACAGGGCCUCUUAAGCCGAGUGGUUAAGGUUGUUAACUUUGAAUCACUUGCCCCUCACAGAUGUGGGUUUCAGACCUGCUUGGGGCAUUGAAUUUUUUCAUGUGACGAAGCCAUCCAGCUGAAGUAUGGUCAGUGCUUUUACCCAGGUGCCCGCCCUUGAUGAAAUAAUGCACGGAGGGGCACCUGGGGUCAUCCUCCACUGUCAAAAGCAAGAAAGUCAUCAUAUGACUUAUAAUUGUGUUGGCGUGAUAUUAAACCCAACAAAAAGGAAACAUUUAAUCAUAUUGCUGUAUAAAAACGCUUUUUAAACUUAUCUAAGGUAGUCAUUUAAAGAUUCACUUUGAAAUGUAUAAACUUAUCUGUGAUAUUUGUUAACAGUGAUAUCUUGAUUCUAAGUCUUACAGUGAGUUUAUUUUUAACUUGUUUUUUAUAUAAAAAAAAUGAUUUUAAAGUGAAAUUUUGAUCUUUAAAGCGAAACAACCAUGUCUUAACCUUAAUUAGCAGCUUGAAACUUUUUAUCAUGUACCGGAAAUUUAGCAGGACCUGUCAUGUUGGAACCUAAUAUAGAUUUCUAGCUGCUUGAAAAUCAAGUAAUACAUGUACAAGACUUUAAUUAUUUAAUGACUCGGCCAAGAUUUACUCGCCGUUUUUGUUACACUUGUAGCUAAAGACUUGUGGUCAGUAAAAGAAUAAAAAGGGUAGAAUAACACAUUAUUGUCUAGGCCCCAUUUAAAGUCCAGUUUGUUUUCAUAAAAUGAUUUACUUAGUAGUACACAAUAUCACAUGUCUCAUUUUCAGCUGAGAUGAUUUUUCAUACUUGGUAAAUAAUAAAACUCUUUUUCAUAUUUGGUCUGAAAAGUUUACAUGUCUAAUAUCUUUAUACUUUAUUUUCUCAAAUACUGCAAACCUUCAGGUAAUGAUUAAAACUUGCAUCCCUUUACUGUUUUUUGCGGAAGUAUAAUUUGUCAUUGUUAUAUAUCAGAAAUUAUAAACAAAGCAAGUAUUAAUCAUUUACAAACUAGUUUAUUUAGCUAUUUGUAAUUGAACGCAUGCUUAUGAUCAGCUAAAUUGACAUUUGCAAGAUGUUCUUAGAAGUUUUAGAAAGCCUAGGUGAAUAUGAAAGUGUUUCAUUGCAUGAUUAAUGUACUGAAGGAUCAGUUGUCAUGAUCAGUGUAUCAUUAUUCUUGAAUCAAGCUCAUGGCUCGUGUAUAAAGGAGAUUUUUUCUUUAUGACUUGAAGAAUUGGAUUACAUCAGAUAAGUAUUCAUUUUUUGAUCAUGGUAGUCGCUUUUUGGUGAUGGCAUGUAUUAAGCAUUUCAUGUAUAUCUAUUAUAUGAAAAUACAUCAGAAACUGUUUAUGUGUUUGUAAGAUUUUAGAAAUGAACACCUCUUUUACAAUAUGCAUGUUAUAGUUUCCGUCCAACUGUUCACCUGUGUACACCCUCUGUUUUUGUAUAAUAAACUAUAGAUCAA
Molecule: messenger RNA, 8395 nt
Organism: Mercenaria mercenaria
Lineage: Eukaryota; Metazoa; Mollusca; Bivalvia; Venerida; Veneridae
Product: myosin-3-like
Exons: 21
Coding region: 353-3817 (1154 amino acids)
Source: RefSeq, a predicted model, not a curated record